GCUCAACUUCCUCCGAGAGACUUGCGGACAUGCAUUCAGCAGUGGUUUCUCUCGCCAUCACCGUCACGCUCUCCGUUCUCUUCUCUGUGUGCGCCGCGAUCCCCGUGCUGGAGGUGCAGUACCUAACAUUCGUCCUGCAGAUGGUCAACCGCGCGUUCCUAUACGGCGGUUUCUCCGCAUUCAUUGUUAUGGCGUUCCCUCUGUGUCAUUUUGGGAAGCUAUUUGGGACAAUCCAGACUCUGGCGGCCAUCGUUUCUGUGCUUCAGAAUCCGUGCUUCAUCCUCGUAAAUGGACCCUUGCAGGGCAACCCACUGUACUUGAACAUCGCAUUUAUCGCCAUUGUAAUUUGGACGUUCGCUAAUCCAAUCAACGUCUAUUUCUACUGCCGUCGGGAGAAGGCCAAGAGGACGGACAAAGCCACAGCAGGUCGAAAUGCCGAAGGGGAACUUUCAAUGUAAUGCCAAAUAUUUCACCUGGACCGGUC
This is a messenger RNA of Amblyraja radiata (thorny skate), 484 nucleotides long. Its product is annotated as solute carrier family 43 member 3-like. NCBI's taxonomy places the organism in Eukaryota, Metazoa, Chordata, Chondrichthyes, Rajiformes, Rajidae. Bases 30 to 458 code for a protein of 142 amino acids. The transcript has 3 exons. The record is from RefSeq and is a predicted model, not a curated record.